Verticillium alfalfae VaMs.102 is the source of this 2058-nucleotide messenger RNA. Its product is annotated as beta-glucosidase. The transcript is spliced from 3 exons. The coding region runs from base 1 to 2058 and encodes 685 amino acids. The record is from RefSeq and is a predicted model, not a curated record. Gene Ontology annotation, molecular function: beta-glucosidase activity. Gene Ontology annotation, biological process: glucan catabolic process. NCBI's taxonomy places the organism in Eukaryota, Fungi, Ascomycota, Sordariomycetes, Glomerellales, Plectosphaerellaceae.
AUGGUUGUCGAGCUGGACGUCGAGGCUCUGCUCAAGAAGCUCACGAAUUCCGAAAAAGUUGACCUGCUGGCAGGUAUCGACUUCUGGCACACCAAGGCUCUUCACAAGCAUGGAAUCCCCUCGGUUCGCCUCAGUGAUGGCCCCAACGGCGUUCGCGGAACCAGGUUCUUCGAUGGUGUGAAAGCCGCCUGUUUCCCCUGUGGCACAGCCCUCGGCGCCACCUUCAACACUGCCCUGCUUGAGGAGGCCGGCAGAAAGAUGGGCGAGGAGGCCAAGUUGAAGGGGGCCCAUUGCAUUCUCGGCCCAACAAUCAACAUGCAACGCGCGCCCCUAGGUGGGCGUGGAUUCGAAUCGAUCGGCGAAGAUCCUGUCCUGGCUGGCCUCGGGUCUGCUGCUAUUUGCAACGGCAUUCAGAGCACUGGCGUCCAGGCCACCCCCAAGCACUUUGUCUGCACGAUCAGGAGCACAGGCGCAACGCCGAUAUACGCAUGCCAUUCAGCUGACAGUCGCGACUCUAAGCCGGGAGCCUUCAUGACAGCAUACAACGGCGUUAAUGGUGUGUAUUGUAGUGAGAAUUCCGAUAUCCUUGAAAAGAUACUCCGGAAGGAGUGGGGAUGGGACGGCAUGGUCAUGAGCGACUGGUAUGGAACUUACACUACGACCGAUGCUGCCAAUGCCGGCCUGGAUCUCGAGAUGCCUGGCCCGUCACGCUUCCGUGGCGAGCUUCUCAAAUUCUCCGUCUCUACCGACAAGGUCCAACAACACGUGCUGGACGAGCGAGCUCGUGCUAUGCUUGUGUUCGUCAAGAAAUGUAUGAAGCUGGGCAUCCCAGAAAAUGCAGAGGAGAAGACAGGCGAUACGCCUGAGACGGCGGAACUUUUGCGCCGGAUCGGCGGCGAAUCCCUUGUUUUGUUAAAGAACAAGAACAGCGUGCUUCCACUGAAGAAGAAUAAGAAGGUAGGUCUCACGCCCGCCACCAUCCGGCCCCUCCAUCCCCCCGGCAUUCAAGGUUGCCCGAAGCUAAUGGAAAUGCUCGAUAAGACUGUCAUCAUAGGUCCCAAUGCGAAAAUCGCAACCUAUCACGGCGGCGGCUCAGCCUCUCUUGCAGCAUACUACGCUGUGACUCCCUUCGAUGGUAUCAGCCAAAAGCUUGAAUCCGAACCCAUAUACGCACAAGGCGCCUAUUCCCACAAGCUGUUGCCCCUACUGGGCAACGUGGUCAAGUCGCCGUCUGGGGAGCGAGGAAUGGUCUUCCGAGCAUAUACCGACCCCCCCAGCGUUACUUCUCGCAAGCCAGUCGACGAGCGCAUCCUGACGAACACGGAACUCAACCUCGUCGAUUACUACGUAAUCAAAAACCCGCUGUGGUACGCCGAAGUAGAGGGCUCCUUCGUUGCCGAAGAGGACUGUGAAUAUGAACUUGGUCUCAUAGUUUGCGGUACAGCCAACCUCUUCGUCAACGGAAUGCUGGUCAUCGAUAAUGAGACGAAGCAGCGCCAAGGCGAUGCGUUUUUCGGCACUGCUACGGUCGAAGAAAGGGGCACGACCGAACUCAAGAAGGGUGAGACCUAUACAUUCAAAGUCCAAUUCACGUCAGCCCCCGCAUCUAAGCUUCAGGGCAAUAACGUCGUCUUCGGCGGUGGCGCACUACGUAUCGGCGGCUGUAAGGUCAUCGACGACAAGGAGGAGAUACGCAAAGCUGCGGAACUAGCAAGAGAUGCUGAUCAGGUCAUUAUCUGUUCUGGCCUGAAUGCCGACUGGGAGACUGAGGGCCACGACCGCGACCAUAUGGACCUGCCUGGCUAUCUUAACAAACUCAUCUCUACCGUCGGCAAAGCAAACCCCAACACAGUAGUGGUGAACCAAUCAGGCACCCCGGUCACUAUGCCAUGGAUCAAUGAUGUAGCAGCCGUUAUCCAGGCGUGGUACGGCGGUAACGAGACCGGCAACGCUAUCGCGGACGUUCUCUUCGGCGACGUGAACCCCUCUGGCAAGCUCUCCCUAAGCUUUCCUAUUCGAGUACAGGACAACCCGGCGUUCCUGAAACUAUCGUGCUGA